This is a messenger RNA of Platichthys flesus (European flounder), 1128 nucleotides long. It is a transcript of the gene tnfb, whose product is annotated as tumor necrosis factor b (TNF superfamily, member 2). Gene Ontology annotation, molecular function: tumor necrosis factor receptor binding. The record is from RefSeq and is a predicted model, not a curated record. Bases 70 to 855 code for a protein of 261 amino acids. The transcript is spliced from 4 exons. Lineage: Eukaryota; Metazoa; Chordata; Actinopteri; Pleuronectiformes; Pleuronectidae. Gene Ontology annotation, cellular component: membrane. Gene Ontology annotation, biological process: immune response.
GAGAAGCAUCACCACACUGCAGCCACUUAGAGACUCAGCAUCCAGCCAAGAGAUUUUACACUUUCCAAGAUGGUGAAUUACACAAGUGCACCAGCUGACGUGGAGUCGGGCCUAGUGGAGAAGACGGUUGUUCUGGUGGAGAAGUCCUCAUCCACUGGGUGGAUGGGCAAGGUGCUGGGGGGCCUGUUCAUCGCGGCCCUUUGUUUAGGAGGCGUCAUGAUGUUUUCUUUUUACUGGAACAGAUCUGAAAGCAUGCUGAAAUCAGGUCAAACAGCAGCUCUGACCAAGACGGAAGCCGAUGAGAAAACAGAUCACCACGAAACACUGAAGCAGAUCAGCAGCAGAGCCAAGGCAGCCAUCCAUUUAGUAGGUAGCCACCAGGAAGAGACGGCGAGCUCCAAAGAGAAGCUGGAGUGGCAGAACGGCCAAGGCCAAGCGUUCGCUCAGGGCGGCUUCAAACUGGUGGACAACCAGAUCAUCAUCCCAGAGACCGGCCUCUACUUCGUCUACAGCCAGGCGUCGUUCAGAGUCUCCUGCAGCGAGGACGACGCCGAGGGCAAGGAUGGACGGGGGAGACUCACGUCUGUCAGCCACAGGAUUUGGCGGUACGCUGAUUCCGAGGGCGGCAAAGUGUCCCUGAUGAGUGCGGUGAGAUCGGCGUGCCACGUCGGCCCGACUCAGGUCGGCCCGACUCAGGAUAACGCCUUCAGAGACGGACAGGGCUGGUACAACGCCAUCUACCUGGGCGCCGUGUUCCAGCUGAACCAAGGAGACAAACUGCAGACGGAGACCAACAUGUUCGCGGAGCUGGAGACCGAAGGCGGCAAGACCUUCUUCGGUGUGUUUGCACUUUAAAAAAAGACUCCACAGACUUUAUUGCUAUUCAUCUUCAGGGUGAAAUGUCGAAAUCUCAAUUGAGAUUAAAUUUAUGGAAGAUUUUUUUUUAAAUCCCUAUGAACUGUAACAGUUUGAAACCUUAUUUGUAUUUCAAGCACUUUUUUUUCUAUGUUAUUUAUGUUGACCUGAGAUUGUAGUGGACCAGACGUCCAGCAGGCUUAUGAGGUUUACGCUCCUGACAAUAAUAUCUAUUACAAUCCGUAUUUAUUGAUAUUUAUUUAUAUUUAAAAU